Carassius auratus (goldfish) is the source of this 536-nucleotide messenger RNA. RefSeq names its product histone-lysine N-methyltransferase EZH2-like. The record is from RefSeq and is a predicted model, not a curated record. Gene Ontology annotation, molecular function: chromatin binding; histone H3K27 methyltransferase activity. The coding region runs from base 1 to 522 and encodes 173 amino acids. Gene Ontology annotation, biological process: heterochromatin formation. The transcript has 4 exons. Lineage: Eukaryota; Metazoa; Chordata; Actinopteri; Cypriniformes; Cyprinidae. Gene Ontology annotation, cellular component: nucleus; ESC/E(Z) complex.
AUGCUAAUCAGCAAAGGAGGCUUCAUAAAUGAUGAGAUCUUUAAAGAGCUGGUGGAGGCACUGAGCCAAUACUCAGACCCAGAGGAAGAGGAGGAGGAAGAGCCCUCAGAGAGAACAGAGAAAGAGGAGGAGGAGGGGGAGGAGGAGGAGGAGAAGAAAGGGAUGCAGAAAACUACAGCUGAAGGACCAGAAGAGUCAAAAGUGGGCUUCUUCAAGAGGAAGAGGAGGAGCACUGCUGAAGGAAGAGAGCUCUCCACCAAUAAGAAGAUUCCUCACGACAAGAUUUUCACAGCUAUCGCAUCCAUGUUUCCGUACAAAGGCACCAUGGAGGAGCUGAAGGACAAGUAUAAGGAUCUCCUGGAGCCACCCAGCCCUGUGAAGUUACCUCCUCUCUGCACGCCCAACAUGGACGGCCCCUUUGCCAAAUCUGUUCAGAGAGAGCAAAGUCUACACUCAUUUCACACACUUUUCUGUCGCCGCUGCUUUAAAUACGACUGCUUCUUGCACCGUAAGAUAUUAUAAUGUCCUUCUCUAGU